Molecule: messenger RNA, 1548 nt
Organism: Penicillium verhagenii
Lineage: Eukaryota; Fungi; Ascomycota; Eurotiomycetes; Eurotiales; Aspergillaceae
Product: tryptophan synthase
Exons: 1
Coding region: 1-1548 (515 amino acids)
Biological process (GO): L-tryptophan biosynthetic process
Cellular component (GO): cytoplasm
Molecular function (GO): tryptophan synthase activity
Source: RefSeq, a predicted model, not a curated record
AUGCUACAAUCCUUGCGUUUUCUUUGCUUUUCGUCCCGAAAUUCCGAGCCUCUUGAUUCUACAAAGAAUGCACACGAUAUACCUCGCCUACGGUCGAUCCGAAGGGCAAGUUACUAUGCUCGAGUUCCUCGUCAGGUUUUAGAGAAAACACUUUCUCGAGAGAAUAGUGUAUCUCGGCCGACGCAUACUACCCCUACUACUACUCCUACUGCCGUACCAACCGAUACCACGAGCACGUGCGCUUCAUCUUUCCUAUCUGAUGCACAGUCCCAUAUUACAGCCAGCUCUGCAACCAGUGAGAAUGCCUCCUCAUCAACCGAAGCGCUUGGCAAGUUGCCUGCCACCAUGCCAUCUCUGGAUAGCGGCACACCGUAUCUUUCAAUUAUGCAAACAGAUGGCACCCUAAGACCGCCACCAAUCACAUUUGACGGCUACGGACGAUUUGGGGGCCGGUUUGCACCAGAAUCCCUCAUAGACUUCCUCAACAAUCUGACCUCAUUCUUCGAGGCCACUGUCUCAGACCCCUCCUUCUGGUCCGAGUACGCCACGUACCAGCGGGCCGAACCCACUCCACUGCAGAUCGCAAGCAAGCUCACAUCCUGGGCCGGAGGCGCCACUAUCUGGCUGAAGCGAGAGGACCAGAAUGAAUACGGUAGCCACAAAACGCGCAACAUCCUCGGUCAGCUUCUGCUGGCCCGCCGCAUGGGCUUUACGGAGAUAGUCACGGACUGCGCAGCGGCCAAACAUGGCAAUUUCACCGCGGCGAUGUGCGCGCGCCUGGGUCUGCGUUGCGUCGUUGUCAUGGGAGCAGCUGAUGCAUUGGCACAGGGUGAAGACGUCCUUGAGAUGAAGAUGCUGGGCGCAAAGGUCCUGACCGCACGAGCCCCCUCAGGAAUGGGUUCCCUGCGCGCUGCAAUCACAGAAGCACUCCGCUAUUCCGUCUGCAACUAUGAGUCCACCUAUUACCUGAUGGGAGGUCCAGUGGGGCCAAGCCCCCUGCCGACCCUCACGCGCACGUUCCAGGCUCUCCUUGGCGAGGAGGUUGCGGUCCAGAUGCGCGCUGCGGCCGGUUGUCAGCCAGAUGCUGUCGUCACUGCCGUUGGUAGCGGCACUGGCGCCGUAGGGAUGUUCAGGCCUUUCCUCCAAAGCGCUAAGAUUAGACUGGUUGCUGUUGAAGCCGCUGGGGCGGCCGCCCUAACCGACGGAGACCUUGGUGUGCUCCACGGGGCACGUACUUUGAUGCUUCAGAAUUGGGAUGGACAGAUCCUCGAUUCCAACUCCAUUUCACCUGAUCUCAAUCUUUCCACUGUGGGGCCUGAGGUGGCUCAUUGGAAAGAAUGUGGUCGAGUUGAAAUUAAGGCCGCGACAGAUACGGAUGCCCUGGAUGGGUUCAAAACAAUGCGAUACCACGAGGGUAUCCUGCCUGGCCUGGACUCGAGUCACGCGGUGGGCGGAGCCAUCGAUCUGGCAAAAGAACUUGGACCUGGCAAGAAUCUUGUUCUGUUAGUGACAGGCUGUGAUGCUAUUGGCCUUGGGUUGGAUGUUUGA